Molecule: messenger RNA, 2217 nt
Organism: Guyanagaster necrorhizus
Lineage: Eukaryota; Fungi; Basidiomycota; Agaricomycetes; Agaricales; Physalacriaceae
Exons: 23
Coding region: 1-2217 (738 amino acids)
Cellular component (GO): membrane
Source: RefSeq, a predicted model, not a curated record
AUGGACAACGCGGGGUGGCAUGCCUUUCGUCGCGCUCAACGAGAGAGCGAGAGUUUCGUCUCCCCUCAGCGGGGUCCUGACGGGAGGUAUCUUCCCGUAGAGCAAAUUACACCAAUGGAUGAACAUUUUAUUGGCGGCUUCCAUCCUCAUAUACCCAGUCGCGCCCCAUCUCCAGCGCCUCCGUUGCCGCCCAAGGACUGGAUUCAGCCAGGUUUCACCAGCAGUCAAGGAAGCCAACUCACCAUGUCUUCUUCCCAAAUGACACACUUGAGCGCAAUUGAGCGGUCACAGUUGCUCCGGGUUGCUCGAAUGAAUCCUCAUCUCCAGUUCAUGGUUGGCCCCCUCCUACGAUAUGACACCGUUGAUGAGCACGGAGUAUGGCACGGAGCAGCACUCGUAGUUACGGCCGAUGCUGGGUCUACUUACGAGCCACAUCCCACUCUGACUUACGAGUGGGACCCCGAACUUCGUACCCGUUCCGAAUACCUCAGACAUCAAGGUUCUUCGGGGCAUAGCAAUAGAGGUAGAUCGUUCGACCUUGGACCACAUCCUGCCGAUCCCCACUCGUCAGUUAUGCCAAUCGCACCACCAGGAAGUCCUAUGAAUGGCAAGACCGCCAGUUUUCACGCCGAGGAAUCACCGGGCCAAGAAAUUUGGGUAUACGGUGGAAAUGGAGGGACUUUCACCUUUUGGCGGUUCAUGAUCCAUAUUCCUUUGGGACACCAUGAAAUGGCUGUAUCGUACUCGAUCAACAAAGGACAGAAGCUAUAUUUUUUCGUCCCAGGGCGAAAUCAAAACAUGAGAUGGGCAGCGUACUCGUGCAAUGGGUUCUCUGCUGGGGUCAAUCCCGAUGACUUCAGAGGACCUGGUUUUCACACUGGGUAUGAUCCGGUGUGGGUAGAUUUACUUGAAAAGCACGCUGAGAAGCCGUUUCAUAUGUUAAUGGGUGGAGGUGAUCAGAUAUAUUGCGACGGACUGACUCGGGAGCCUGAACUGCAAGAGUGGAUUGCAAAAAUGAAACCCGAUGAGAGGAAAUCACAUCCUCUCAGCGAGGAAAUCAGCGAGGCGAUUGAUAGAUUUUAUUUCAAUCACUAUUGUCAGACUUUUCGAAGUGGGGCAUUCGCAAGAGCGAAUAGUUCUAUACCUAUGAUGAAUAUGUGUGACGACCAUGGUACUGUAUCAAUCAUUGAUGGGUUUGGCAGCUAUCCGGAUGAUCUCCAGGUUGCACCUGUAUUUCAAACCAUCGGCGCGAGGGGCUACUUUUUCUUCUUGUUGUUCCAAUGCUUCCUGAACGUUGAAAUUGAUGGUAUCAAUGAUCACCGAGGACAACAUGUGAAUAGAUCUGUCAUUAUUGGAGGCCCCGGACCAUACGUGAAGCUACAUUCUCAUUCUUUUCUGGCCUCUCUUGGACCCCAGGCGGCUAUACUAAUGUUGGAUUGUCGUGCCGAACGAAAGAAAGAUCAAGUGUGCAGCCGUUAUGAGUAUGAUAAGAUAUUUAAGCGAUUACAGGAGCUACCAGAGAGUGUGGAGCAUCUUAUAAUACAACUGGGUAUUCCAAUUGCAUAUCCCCGCAUGGUCUUUUUGGAGUCCGCUCUGGAGUCCAGAUUCAAUCCUAUCGUUGCGCUUAGCAAAACGGGGUCUCUAGGCUUGUCAGGAUUUGUUAAUAAGUUCAAUGCAGAUGCAGAACUUUUAGACGAUCUGAACGAUCAUUGGACUGCUCGUUCUCAUAAGCGAGAGCGGAAUUGGCUUAUAUUAGAGCUACAGAAAAUUGCUUUGGCCAAGCAUUUGAGAAUCACGUUUGUUUCUGGGGACGUUCACUGUGCGGCUGUGGGAGUUUUCAAAACGUUACGAGCCAAAGGCAGAAGCGAGAUUCAGCCUUCCGUGGAUCAUCGGUACAUGGUCAAUGUAGUGACAAGUGCAAUUGUGAAUACGCCUCCGCCAAUGGGUGUCAUAACGAUGGUUUGCUCGCUGGCGUCAAAAAAUCAUAGGACGCUUCAUCACGUUGAAACUGAUGAGACCAUGCUACCGCUUUUUUCCAAAGACACCGACGGUUCUUAUCGAAAAUUGAGGUAUAUCAUGGGCCGCAGAAAUUGGUGUAGCGUUGAUUGGGAACAAUCUUCGGGCGACCUCAUGUUUGAUAUACGCGUUGAGAAGGAGAAAGGUCUUGGAAUAACUGUCGGGUAUUCUAUUCGGACGCCGCCUCCACGUUGGAAUUGA